Molecule: messenger RNA, 2064 nt
Organism: Magallana angulata
Lineage: Eukaryota; Metazoa; Mollusca; Bivalvia; Ostreida; Ostreidae
Product: serine/threonine-protein kinase PRP4 homolog
Exons: 9
Coding region: 141-1889 (582 amino acids)
Source: RefSeq, a predicted model, not a curated record
ACACAACAUUGCAGAGGCAUGGACGGGAAAAAAUAAUCAGAAAGCAUGACAUAGAUAGAAAAGUUGCAUGUUUGCCUUAUGAUGGGAAAUAUGUGCUGUUUCCUUUGCUGCAUGGAAUUGAAAGGCAAUAUUAGGAUAAGAUGGACAAGAAGUGGGUAAGAGCUGUGUGGAGAGAGGAUGAAAAAGAGAUGGAGCUUGCCAUACCCAGUGUAUGGGUUGAAGGAAAUCGCAUAAGAUGGCCAAAUACAUCAAAUGCAAAAUCUGCACUCAAAGAAUGCAAGAAACCUGCUGACAAAUGGCUUUCAUUUGAUCUGAUAAAGAUCAAGUUUUCAUCAGACGACUAUCGAGAAUGUGAGGACUAUGAUGAGACGACAGCGGUGGAAUCUGAGUGUGACUCAGAACCAGUAAUGAAAAGGAAACCAAAAAAGAAGGUCAUGAGUGACUUUAUUAUGGAUUCUGCUGAAGACAAUUCAUCAAUAAAAAUGCAGAAGAAGUUACCUGUAGCAGCACCAGUUAUGCCGCCAAAACCACCCCAAAAAAUCUCUUCUAAAAAAAACCAAGACCAGUCAUCACUUCAGUCGUCCAGGUCUCGAUCACCUUCACCUUCUACUAGAGAUGAAAUGGAAACCAGACGUAGCAGGUCUAUUACACCAAGCAAGUCCUGGGCUAGUUCAAACAGUCGGGAGAGCUCGAUGAAUAGGUCGAUGUCACCAAGAAGUCCCAUUCGCUCAACACAAAGGUCCAGAAUUUCAACAUCCAGAAGUCCAAUUCGCUCAACACAAAGGUCCAGAAUUUCAACAUCCAGAAGUCCAAUUCGCUCAACACAAAGGUCCAGAAUUUCAACAUCCAGAAGUCCAAUUCGCUCAACCCAAAGGCCCAGAAUUUCAACAUCCAGAAGUCCAAUUCGCUCAACACAAAGGCCCAGAAUUUCAACAUCCAGAAGUCCAAUUCGCUCAACACAAAGGUCCAGAAUUUCAACAUCCAGAAGUCCAAUUCGCUCAACACAAAGGCCCAGAAUUUCAACAUCCAGAAGUCCAAUUCGCUCAACACAAAGGCCCAGAAUUUCAACACCCAGAAGUCCAAUUCGCUCAACACAAAGGCCAAGAAUUUCAACAUCCAGAAGUCCAAUUCGCUCAACACAAAGGUCACGAAUCUCAAGGUCCAGGAGUCCUGUUCACUCUUUGAACAGCUCAAGAUUUUCAAGAUCAAAAAGCAGAGACAGGCAUCACAAUAGGUCAAGGCACUCUAUGUCACAAAGCAGUGAAAGGUCAACCCUGAGAAGAGAAAGCCCAAAAAGACUUAACAAAGGAUCUGAACAUUCCAGGAGCUAUGAUAGGCCUUGUAGCAGGUUAAGUGUAGAGAGCACCCCAACACUUCCAUCUCUUUCUAAGCGAAAGCAGCAUCAGUCCUCAACAGACUCCUUUCCCAUGACCGAAGAAAGAUUUCAGAGAAGAGUCCUCUACCUUCUUGUUGAAAUAAGAGACCUUCUUAAGAGUCCAGCAACAACAGCUACAAAUACAGAAGACGUUGAUCUUGUUACCAUAGACUCAGAAGAAGGAUUUGAAGCCUUAGACAGAAGACUUGAAAACAGGGACUUUAAAGCCAGCUUUAAAUUCUUGCUUCAAAAGAUUGGAGGUACAGAUGGUACUGACCACAUGAAGAAAGCAAUGUUAAGAACUAUGACAAACUCGUACAUGGCUGGUCUAAACAUGAAGGGAAAACGGGGAAAGAAAGCUUUUGGUUCCUCCCAACUCUACCUCCUUAUAAAAGAAACUGUAUUGACAUCUCAUACACAGUAUACAGAAUCAAAAUUCAAUGAAGAUUUGGCUAAAUUCCUAAAAUAUGCCCCGGAGCGUGUGGGAGGAGGUGGAAGAAGGAGAAGAGAUUGACUGUUUUUCACGUUCACUUGACCAGAACUAAUGAUUUUACUCUUUUUCAUCUUCUUAAACUAAUGUUUUUGUGAAAAGCUGGCUACAGAUGUGAGCUAGGUUAUCCAUCAGUGAUUUUAAGUGAUACUUUCAAUUUAUUUAACUGUUUCUCUCUUGAAUAAAUUGAUUAAUGAUA